Molecule: messenger RNA, 1165 nt
Organism: Acaulospora colombiana
Lineage: Eukaryota; Fungi; Glomeromycota; Glomeromycetes; Diversisporales; Acaulosporaceae
Source: the annotation of a GenBank genome assembly
GGCCUCAGAGAACAAAGAUAUGUUUGAAGAAAAAUUUAUACCAUAUGAAAACAGUAGAAAGCGUCUUCGUGAUCAUAACGCUGAGAGCGGACAACAAUCACAUAACGAAGGUUAUGGGAAAGGAGUGGUUGGUGAAAACGAGGAGCAUCCAAACAGUCUUUAUAUGAAUAACGACGAUUUUAUGCCCGUUAGUGAUGAGGAGAAGGAAAGGCUGGAAAGAGAAAGAUUGGCGAAUCUAAAAAGGGGAACUUACAUUGAUUUAAUGCCAGAUCUGAAUAAGAACAAGGAUAGACAUUUUUUCGAGACAAAGAUUAUGUAUAAUGGAAUUAAAUUACCAAUUAGAGUUCCGCUAACGGUGAAUCCCGAAGAAGUUGCAAAUUAUGUUCUGUCAGCUUGUGCGAUGGGCAGUGGGAGUGGAGGAGUGUUAAGAGGGUUUACUGAAAGAGCCUUUCCUUAUACUAAUUUAACCAAUGUUGACGAUUUACUUAAAGUACCAGGCUUCAUUGCAGGCGUGACGAAUAGGAUUUUUGAAGAUCAUAGUUCAUGGUGGGAUGUUUUGUGCAACAUAGAUACGGGAAAGAUUACUGUUAGCAAAGAUAUCGCAACACCAUCAUACGGGGCAAAGCCUGAUGAUAGGAUAGAAGAGGGUACGAGAUCUCCUUCAUCAAGCAAAUCCGAAUCAUGGGGUAGAGACAAAUGGGACACUACUGAUAAUGAAUUUAUGGCCGAAGUCAUGCAUGCAAUUCAACAUCAUUAUGGUGAGACAGUGAUACGCGGUAAAUUCCAAGAAUAUGUGCAAAGAUUUGUACGGCUGACAGCACUUUACGAGAUUGAAACUUUUGGAUCGACAAAAGUUGGAAUGAUGCCAGAAAAUACCAAUCAUCCGGGUGUCCUUGGCACAGGAUUAGCUUUUCAGGACGAAAAUUCAAAGUUAAGAGAAGUAGCUGCCAAUGUCAAUAGGAUAGAAGGAUGGAGGCAAACAAUUUCGUACAAAUAUUAUCAACAGGAUUUCCAAAAUUACUUAAAGACAAGAAGCAUAAAAGCCAUAGAUGUAUAUCACCAAGUAGCAAAACUAAAAUCCUUGAAGAAUAUGCCUGAAGAAGAAGUGGAAACUCUAUAUAAAGCCCUUGUCACUAACAUUGUUACUGACGAACAGAUUAUUGAA